AUCCCCGCUCCCUGCGAGGCGGUGGCGGUGCGGUCGCAUCGCUCUUCCGGUUACGGGAGGUGGGGGGGGGGGGGGGGGGGAGGGGGGCAGCGCUUUCCUCUCCCCCCACGUAAUUAAUUUGGGGGGAGGGUCCGUAUUAAUUCCAGGGGGGGGGAGGGGGGGGGCGAUGCGAUGGCGGCGGCGCUGCUGCGGGUGGGGGCGGCGCUGAGCACCAUGGCCAUGGUGACACAGUGGGUGUCGCAAACGCUGCCGUCUCUCGUUGGGCUCAACGGGACCGGAACGGCGAGGGGGGGAACGUCGGAACGGAUCACGCUGUUCCGCAGUCCCGACGAGUCGUGGCAGCUCUACACAUCUGCCCGGGCUCCGGACGGGAAGUGCGUCUGCACCGCCGUCAUCCCCAGCAGGGGGCGCUGCGACAGCGACGGCAGCGCGGGGAGACUGCGGCUGCUGAGCGAGAGGGUGCAGAACGUGUCGCAGUCGGUGGAGGUGUUGGAUCUGCGCACCGAGCGGGACCUGCAGUACGUGCGGGGCAGCGCUGCGCUGCUGGACGGCAUUGAGGCCCAACUGAGCGCAGCGCAGAGCCUGAGGGGGCUGAGCCCAAAGGGCUUCCAGGAGCUCCAGCAGCGCAUGGCCCUGCUGCGCCCGCUGCCCCCGGUGUUGGCUCAGUACCGCAGCGACGCGCGGCGCAUCGCGGAGCUGCGGGGGGAGGUGAGGAACCUCUCGCAGGUCCUGGCAGCUUUAAGGAGCGACGUGGGAGCCUACGGCUACGAGGAGCUGCGGCAGAGGGUGCUGCUGCUGGAGGGGAGGCUGCAGCGCUGCAUGCAGAAGCUGGGCUGUGGGCGCCUGACGGGCAUCAGCCCCCCCAUCACCAUCCGCGCUUCGGGGUCGCGAUUCGGGUCCUGGAUGACCGACGCCGUCACACCCAGCAGCGACAGCAGGGUGUGGUUCCUGGACGGCUAUUCCAGAGGCCGCCGCGUUUUGGAGUUCCGCUCCCUGCAGGACUUCGCUUCGGGGCAGAACUUCGUGCAGCACCUCCUGCCUCAGCCGUGGGCCGGGACGGGGCACGUGGUGUACAACGGCUCCCUGUACUACAACAAAUACCAGAGCAACGUGGCCGUGCGGUACCACCUGGGAUCCCGCAGCGUCGUGGCUCAGCGCAGCCUCCCCGGCGCCGGAUACAACAACACCUUCCCCUAUUCCUGGGGGGGUUUCUCCGACAUCGACCUCAUGGCGGACGAGGGGGGGCUGUGGGCCGUCUAUACGAGCAAUCAGAAGGCGGGGAACAUCGUGCUGAGCCGCCUGGACCCGCACACCUUGGAGGUGUGUGAAAUGGGGGGCUGUGGGGGGUUAAUCUCUGCCGCCCCCCUGAUGGCCGUUGUUGGUAGGGCAGGUUAA
Gallus gallus (chicken) is the source of this 1395-nucleotide messenger RNA. RefSeq names its product olfactomedin 2 (gene OLFM2). The coding region runs from base 172 to 1395 and encodes 407 amino acids. The record is from RefSeq and is a predicted model, not a curated record. Lineage: Eukaryota; Metazoa; Chordata; Aves; Galliformes; Phasianidae. Gene Ontology annotation, biological process: signal transduction. The transcript is spliced from 7 exons.